Molecule: messenger RNA, 866 nt
Organism: Sphaeramia orbicularis (orbiculate cardinalfish)
Lineage: Eukaryota; Metazoa; Chordata; Actinopteri; Kurtiformes; Apogonidae
Gene: hoxc5a
Product: homeobox C5a
Exons: 2
Coding region: 123-809 (228 amino acids)
Biological process (GO): positive regulation of transcription by RNA polymerase II; anterior/posterior pattern specification; embryonic skeletal system morphogenesis
Cellular component (GO): nucleoplasm; nucleus
Molecular function (GO): RNA polymerase II cis-regulatory region sequence-specific DNA binding; DNA-binding transcription factor activity, RNA polymerase II-specific
Source: RefSeq, a predicted model, not a curated record
UUGACCAAAAGCGACUACAAAGAAAAGAUAUGAUCAACAAAAACAAGGAAAUAAGCGCACCAUCCAUCCAGCAGCAGCAGCCCUGUCUAGUUUAACCAGAAAAGUAGCGGGAAGAGUUAAAAAUGAGCUCUUAUGUUGACAGCUCCAAUCUCAGGCAAACAACCGAGGCAACUUCUGCUAACACUAUGUUUAGUUUCGAUCUCUCUGGGCGCACGUCCAGCCGUUAUGAGGGUGUUAAUGUGAACGGGGUAUUCACUUGUCCCGUCCCAACGACCUCUGUGGAACGGGAGGAGAUGAAAACUAGCCUGCGUGGCAAUACGGAUACUCCUUUCCCGUCCAGACCACAGAUAACCAUGGUCUCCAGUAGUUCGUCCGUGGACGCAAGCGGUCUCAGCUACGGCGGCAGCACUCUGCUGGGACGAGGGGCGGACAGAGACCCGGACAGGAGCUCGAAAUCCGGAGGCAACAAGAGCCAAGAGGGCGAGAGAAACGCGGAGAACACGCAAGCGGUGAAACGCAACACAAAUAUGAACCAACGACAGGACAGUGAGCAGCAGCCCCAGAUUUAUCCAUGGAUGACAAAACUACACAUGAGCCACGAAUCGGAGGGUAAACGAUCCAGGACCAGUUACACCCGCUACCAGACUCUGGAGCUGGAGAAAGAGUUUCACUUCAACCGGUACCUGAGCCGCCGCAGGCGCGUAGAGAUCGCCCACACCCUGUGUCUAAACGAGAGGCAGAUCAAAAUCUGGUUCCAGAACAGACGAAUGAAGUGGAAGAAGGACUCAAAGAUCAAAGUGAAGGAAUAGAGCGCACUGAUCGGGCUCCACGGUUUAGGAGCCCCACUCUGCACAGUGCUGGAGAGC